CAUAGCACAGAGCGGACAUGCCAAAACAGCUCGCCGUGCAAACAAGCAGACGCAACAGAAACAUGCAGAGAGGGAAGCAAAAGACUGGCUACAGGAGAGCAAAUCAGAGAUAAGUACAUGUCAGACAUAGUUCCUCCAGAAGUGAGACCUAAACCCGCCGUCCCUGCCAAGCCCCCAAACGUGGGGGCUCCUUCCCCCUCCAGCCCCUUCCCACCCCAAGGGCUGGGCAUCGGAGGAGGCGUCCCUGCUACCCUUCCAAGUGGUAUUCCAGUUCCCAUCGGGAGUCAUGGCCCCGUAGCCAGUCAUGUUAUUGGUCAUGGCGUGGGCCACGGUGCGGCCAACAGUGGGGGUCACGCUGCAGCGCACAGCGGAGGUCAUGGCCACACUGGCUCCCACAGCUCCGGUGGGGGGUCCACACUGCUGGGAUACAUCGGUAUCGACACCAUCAUUGAGCAGAUGAGGAAGAAAACCAUGAAGACAGGAUUUGACUUCAACAUCAUGAUGGUUGGUAACAGCGGUCUGGGAAAGUCGACUCUUGUCAACACCUUAUUCAAGUCCCAGGUGAGCAGGAGGAGCGCAGGAUGGUCCCGGGAUGACAAGAUCCCCAAAACUGUGGAGAUCAAGUCAGUGUCUCAUGUCAUUGAGGAGGGUGGUGUGAAGAUGAAGCUGACUCUCGUUGACACUCCAGGCUUUGGGGACCAAAUCAACAACGACAACUGCUGGGAGCCCAUUUCCAAGUACAUCAAUGAGCAGUAUGAGAAGUUCCUGAAGGAGGAAGUGAACAUCACCAGGAAAAAACGCAUCCCUGACUUCAGGGUGCAUUGCUGUCUCUACUUCAUCUCCCCAACUGGACACUCUCUUCGGCAGCUAGACCUGGAGUUCAUGAAGCGCUUGAGUCACUCGGUCAACAUUAUCCCCGUCAUUGCCAAAGCAGACACGAUGACCAUUGAGGAGCGACAGGAAUUCAAACAGCGGGUAAGAAAGGAGUUGGAGAUGAGUGGGAUUGAGUUUUACCCCCAGAAAGAGUUUGAUGAGGACAUGGAGGACAAGAGCGACAAUGACAAGAUCAGAGAGGCGAUGCCCUUUGCUGUGGUCGGCAGUGACAGAGAAUAUCAAGUGAAUGGCAAACGGGUUCUGGGGAGGAAGACAGCAUGGGGAAUCGUGGAAGUUGAAAAUCCCAAUCAUUGUGAGUUUGCUCAGAUGAGAGAUUUCCUGAUCAGGUCCCACCUCCAGGAUCUGAAGGAGGUCACCCAUAACAUCCACUAUGAAACUUACCGCGCCAAGAGACUGAACGAGAACGGAGGUCUACACCCCAUCACCUCUAACGGCACCCAAGAAAGCAACCUGUAGUCGGUCAGGGGAAGAGUUCAGGCAGAGUGAAAAUUAAUUUGUGCAAUGAAGCUGAUAGAUGAAGCCACAGAAUAAUAUCAUCACAUAGAUUAGUGUCACAUAAUUAGUUUUUUCUCCAAACUUCCAAACCAUCAAUUUAAUCCUGAAACAUAUCAAAACCCUUCAGUUCGAUUUUCAGAGUCAUUCCCCCAGAGUAUUUGGAUGAAAUGUGAUUCCCACUCAGAGAUUUAGUGCCAUUAUACAGAGGAACAUUUUAUCUACUGCCAAAGUAUUUUCACUCAUCAUUGUCUGGGUAACAUGAGCUUAGAAAGUGCCACGUUAUUGUGUGUAUAAGAGGCUUAUUUUUAUGUUUUUGUGUUGUGUAGCAACUGAUGUUUAAAUUCAGACACAUGAUCUGCUUUGCUCUCAAUAUAAAAAUCAUAAUUCCUGUGGAGCCAGUUGACUCUAUACUUAGGUGUUUUUUUAAUCCUCAUUUAGCCACUGCUCAUUUGAAAGAACCCUGCGGCUCUGUUGUCAGGACGACUUAACAAACAUUGCAAGCUCAGCUCCUUCUGUACUCAGAUGAGUUUUCUCUAAUCAAUGUUCCCUCGUGCUGUUGGAUUUUAUCAUUUUGAAAUAGUUUGUGCAGACCUGCGAAAUAUGACGUAAGACAGCUGGAACGAGGCAGCAGGGUGUGUGACUGAGCUCACCCCAGAUUCUGUGACUCCACGAUUCACCACAAUAGAGCAAAACGUGAAGAGUUUGGGACAGAGGAGUCGUCCAAUGCAUUCGUGCUGUGUUCACCUGCAUUAGUUGACGAGUUGUUUUAACAUUGAUGAUUGAGAAUAAUUAUACAACGAAUCAGUUGUUUUAUUAUUAUUAAAUUUUAACUUUUUACACAGAGUAGAAUGAGCUAUUUUGCCACUUAAAUUAACUACAUGCACCCAGUUUUGAUGUUGAUUUAAAAGCUUCCAGUGCUUUUAAAAUUAUUUUACUCAUAGGAAUAAAUAGAAGCAUGGCUAAUACAAAUCUAAUUUCACAAAAAAACUCAUCCAACAAGAAUUGUCAUAUAUAGUGAAAAUGAAUGAAAAAUUGUUGCUCAAGUUUAUUUUAGUUUGCUGAUAAGUGCCAUGCAAAGUUUUACUGAACACAGCAGAGUUCUGAGCCAGACACAAGGACAAUGUUGUGCAUGGUUUGGUGUUGAGGCCAGUUUAAACUUCCUCUUGUUCACCACUUGGUGGCAGCACUCAACCGCAUAAAGCAGUGACUGAACAGAACAACAAACAGGUUUUCAAAUCCAGCUUUGAUUCACGCUGAUUCUACUACUUCUUUUCUGUGCAUUUUUUCAUAUAUGAAACCUAAUUUCAUUUCCAAGUGAUAUUUACAGAGUUUUGGUCCUUGGCUGCUGUCGGUAAAAACUACUAUAUCUCUCCAGAUCCUUGUUUACAUCAAGCUUUAAGCUUUAACCCAAUGGUAUGCACUCACACUGCAGGUAAUAAACAUGUUUACCAAAUUUUCACACAACAUUGACACUUUUCUGCCACUUGCAGUCUGCAGUACAGCGCAAAGGUGCCAAAACUAUUCGUUAUUUAAUCUUUUCAAUACCUAUCAACGUUUUUGUUUGAAGUUGAAUCUUGAUUUUAUACAAUCAUACACGUUUGUGCGAUUUUGACAUGAAGUGUUGUGUCUGCAACAAAAACAUUGUAGUCGUGGUUUUAGUGCAGUCAGGUUUUCAAGCAGAAAUUUGAAAGUGUUUAUGUGUGCAUGCGUGUAUCCAUGUUGCCUGUUUGCCUAUACAGCCAAUGUGUUCACAUAUCACUGCAACUUAUCUACUAUUUCUGAGUGUGUGACGUGUAAAUUAAAUUGUUACAUCAUAA
Molecule: messenger RNA, 3206 nt
Organism: Limanda limanda (common dab)
Lineage: Eukaryota; Metazoa; Chordata; Actinopteri; Pleuronectiformes; Pleuronectidae
Gene: septin3
Product: septin 3
Exons: 10
Coding region: 118-1350 (410 amino acids)
Biological process (GO): cytoskeleton-dependent cytokinesis
Cellular component (GO): microtubule cytoskeleton; cell division site; septin ring
Molecular function (GO): GTPase activity; molecular adaptor activity; GTP binding
Source: RefSeq, a predicted model, not a curated record